This is a messenger RNA of Knipowitschia caucasica, 4296 nucleotides long. The record is from the annotation of a GenBank genome assembly. Lineage: Eukaryota; Metazoa; Chordata; Actinopteri; Gobiiformes; Gobiidae.
AUGGGCGUGUUGUCCACCUGGGAUGAUACAAUACCAAGCCUGUCAACGCUGAACAUGAGUGCAGUCGGGGAAAGCCCCCUGGACCCGGCCACGCCAGAGUCACGCAAGCGGAAGGGCUCGCCAUGUGACACGUCAGGCCAAAGUGUGGAGAAGCGGAGGCGAGAGCUCGAGUGCCACUACAUCGAGGAGCUGGCGGAGCUGCUGUCGUCAAACAUGAGCGACAUCUCCAGCGUGAAACCGGACAAGUGCCACCUCCUUAAGAGCACCGUGGACCAAAUCCAGCAGAUCAAGAGGCGCGAACAGGAGAAAGCAGCUCUCAUGUCUCCAGACGACGAUGUGCAGAAGAGCGACAUCUCGUCCAGUAGUCAGGGGCUGAUGGAGAGGGAGGCGCUGGGGCCAAUGCUGCUAGAGGCCCUAGACGGGUUUUUCUUUGUUGUCAACCGCGAAGGCCGCAUUGUGUUUGUCUCUGAGAACGUGACAAGUUACCUCGGCUACACGCAGGAAGAGCUGAUGACCUCCAGCGUGUACAGCAUCCUCCACCUGGGAGACCACAACCAAUUUGUGCGCAACCUGCUACCCAAAAGUCUUGUCAAUGGUGUGCCAUGGCCGCAAGAGCAAGGCCGGCGGAGCAGCCAUACGUUUAACUGUCGCAUGUUGAAGAGGCCUCCAGACGAAGUGGACACAGAGAACCAGGAGGCGAGACAGCAGUACGAGUUCAUGCAGUGCUUCACCGUGUCCCAGCCCCGACCUCUGCAGGAGGAAGGAGACGACCUUCAGAGCUGCCUGAUCUGCAUAGCGUGUAGAGUUCCUCGGCCACAGCCCAUCACAGAGUCCUUCAUCACCAAACAGGACCCCACAGGGAAGAUCAUCUCCAUAGAAACUAGUUCUUUGAGAGCAACCGGACGACCAGGCUGGGAGGACUUGGUCAGGAAGUGCAUUUAUGCUUUCUUUCAGCCGCAGGGCAAAGAGUCCUCGCACGCAAAGAAGCUGCUGCAUGAGGUGAUGACGCAUGGCACAGCUGUGAGUCCGCUCUACCAUUUCACUCUGAGCGACGGCACCCCGCUCAGCGCUCAGACUCGCUGCAAGUUUUGCUGCCCCCCAAACCCAGACGUUCAGCCCUUCAUCAUGGGCGUUCACACUAUUGACAGGGAACACAACACUGCUAGCUCUCAGGAAAACACUAACCCCAGCCUUCCACUGUCCCAGGACAGUAAUCCCCAAACAGCCUCUCGGUCCCUGGCCCCGCCCCCCAGCAGUAACUCAUCCCAAGGCUCAGGCCUCACCACUUCGGGCCUUCACCCAAACAACAGUAAUGCCUCAUCUCAUGGACAGAGCCCAGCCACGCCCACAGGGUACUUGACCCCCGUUCGGACGCAGCAGGUCAAUAGCCCCUCCCCUCUUAGUAGUCCACUCACAACCACCCCUACCUCAUUUAAGUCGCCCCGGAUGCCAAGGGCCAGUCCUGGGCUUGGGGGAAGCCCUCGAGUUCCAGGGAACCCUUUCUCUCCUUCCACAGCGGGCCUUCACUCCCCUGUGGGGGGCUGGAGCAGCGGUACCAGUGGUGGGACGGCUGGGGGCUUCUCCAUGUCAUCCCCUGUUCAGAGACAAGCAAGUACCGCUGCCACCUCGUGUCCCCGGCCUUCUUCUGCCAAACCCUCAGAAGCAGCGGACGUGGGGGCUGAGGACCCUACGUCACCGGAGGGUAACCCUCGGCUCAACCAGCUCCUGGACAGUAACGGCACAGGGGCUGAAAGCAACAGUGCUUCAACAACCCACCCCGUCCCGCAAUGUCCUGCCUCUCAUAGUACUUUGACCGAGAGACACAAAAUCCUGCACCGCCUGCUCCAGGACACCAGCCCCAACGACUCCUCCAGCGCCACAGAGGACAGCGGUAACAGAUCUGAUGUGGAGAUCAAGAAGGAACCCACCGCUUGCCCCGCUCUUGGCUCAGGGACCACCAAAUCCAGCUCCAAAGAGCCACAAGACCACCAGCUGCUGCGCUUCCUCCUGGACACAGACGAGAAGGAUUUGGGAGAUCUGCCGCCUCCUUCAGCAUUGAGCCUACAGACGGUGAGGGUGAAGCUGGAGAAGAGAGCAAGUGAGUCCGAGUCUUGUCCAGGACUCCCUCCUUCAGGGGGCUCCUCCACCUCCAAACCUCCAGCGGGGACCACACCCAGGUCCUGCAUCAGCCCCAAGGCCAGCCCCCGAGAGAGACGCAAAGACAGCAGAGACUCUAUGAGUUCUGCUGGUGUAGUGGACGUGGAUCCUCUCCAGCUGCUCCCCAGCCUCAAAACAACUGGAGCCAAAUCGAGCUCUGAGGAGUCUGAAGCAGGCCCCCAGAGCCUGCCUCCUCUUCAGUCACUGUCCCCCCAGAUGCACUCCCCCUCCCCUCAGCUUAAGCUCCAGUCCCCGUCCCAGCUUCACCCUCCAGAGGCUGGCACUCCUCGCAGCAUCAGUGUGAAGAGAGAGCCCCCCGGAACCCCCAAUAGAGGACUGAGUGAUGGUUGCCCUGCAUCGGGCUGCAGUCUUCAGAGUCAGACGUCAUUUGACUUUUGCAAUCCUCAAACUCCCAACCAGAGCCAGAGAGACCCUUUCCUCACCCCCAAAGAUAGCAGCCCCUUCCCUGAGCAGGACAUCUUCAGCUCUAGCCCCGGACUAAACAAGAUGGACGUGGCAGACUCCCAGUUCCAGCCGUUAGCCCUGUCUGACCCUUUGCCUUUUGACGUCCUGGGAAACCCUCUCCAAGCUCCUCUGGCAUCACCACAAGAGCAGUGUGUGCCCUGUACACUGGAUGAUGUACUCGGACCUCCCACCACACCAGAGGCGCGCAGCGACGAGAAGGCUCUGCUGGAGCAGUUGGUGUCCUUCCUCAGCGGCACAGACGAGAGUGAACUGGCAGAGCUCGACAAAGCCCUGGGCAUUGACAAACUUGUGCAGGGGGGCUGUUUCGACCCUUUGCCUCAGACCUUCCCCUCUCAGCAGCCCACUGCCACCCCUGUGCCCCUGGACCCCAAGCUGCCCUCAUACCCCUCGCAGUUCACAUCAGCUUCUCAGUUUGCUCCGGAGAUUGCAGCUGUGGGAACACCAAUCCUGAGCUUUGUUAAUCCUCGCGGGGUCUUCCCGGGUGGGACCCUCUCUAUGGGAAUGCGGCAACCCCUUAACCAACCCCCAGGGAUGGGCCCUCAGCUCAGACAGCCCCCGAACCAGCUCCGGCUCCAGCUGCAGCAGCGGCUACAGGCUCCACAGCAGAUGCAAAACCGGAUGGCAGGUUUGACCCAGUUUCUUGGCGGAGCUCCACAUGUGAACAUCGGGAUACGACAAGGAGUCCAGCCGCCACAGGUUGCUUCACAACCUCCCUUAAACGCCCAGAUGGUGGCGCAGCGUCAGCGGGAGCUCUACAGUAACCAGCACAGGCAGAGACAGCUGUUCCAGCAGAAAGUCCUCAUGAUGAGACAGAACAUGAGCGCCCCCGCUGGAGGCGUCGGGCCCAUUGCUGCCGUGCGAGUCCCUAAAGGAGCCCCAGUCACCCCACUGCAGCCUCAGCAAUUCAACUUCCCCCAAGGGUUCAGUCCCAUGACAGGGAACCCCCCUACCUCACCCAGUAGCUACAGCCCGAUGGCGGCUGGACCUCUGGACAACAAGCUGACCGCCAGAGUCCCGCUGAGCAACCAGACGCUGCUGAGCGGAGUCCCAGGACAGUUCUCCAACAACGUCACCACCAUGCAGACUGCACUGUUCCCGCAGUUUGGGAGCAGCUCUUUAGCGCAGACAGACCCAGCUUUCCCUCCUGAGAUGAGCCCGACCAGCCCAUUAUUGUCCCCUCAAAACUCCUCUUCCCAGAGUCCUCUCCAGCAGCAAGUCCCUCCCCCCAGCUACCAGUCUCCUGACAUGAAGAGCUGGCAGCAGACUGCCAUCAACAGCAACAGUCUGUUCAGUCCGACUCAGGGCUCAGGGCAGAGCUUCAGUCAGCAGGAGGUCUACAACAACAUGAGCAUCACAGUGUCUAUGGCUGGAGGCUCUGGGGGCGUGGCCUCUGUGCCUUCUUUGGGACAGCCCAUCGCCAUGAGCAACAACAAUCUUAGCGCCAUCGGCCCUGUGUGCAGUGACCAGCAGGUGCAGCAGGUGCAGGUGUUUGCGGACGUCCAGUGCACGGUGAACCUGGUGGGCAGCGACUCCUACCUGAAUCAGGGCUCCAUGGUGGGGGGCGGGGCCUCUCAGAAGGGCGCGGUCCCACCUGCCUCUCAGAACAGUCAAGCCCAACAGAAGAGCCUCCUCCAACAGCUGCUGACCGAGUGA